AAUUUAUUACGCGCGCACUCCCUACUUAUUAGUGCACCUGCGACGGCUGCUGAUUUCUGAUAGUACGUUAAUUGCAAUUUGUAGGUAGCGCUCAGUGAAGAACUUGCUGUUAUGAAUUGAUAUGCACCAAUUCUUCCUGGCACACCGUCUUCCGGAUACUACUAGCUCUUCGUAUCACUACAACCAUAUUAGCUAAGAUAUACGAUAUGCUCUAUUAGUUUUCGAAGCAGAAUGAACGUCACCCUACUUAUGAAAUGUUGUCUUCUUCCAACAAUGAUAUUAAAUUGAAGUUAUCCUAAAUUGACACUAUGCAAACGAUUUCAGUCAGUGACUGUCUUCAGGACUCGCCCAAAUUCAGGAAUCAAUUAGAACGACAUGAAUCAAAUAUUGAUUUGCUGGAGCAUAGACUCGAGAAAGUUGUUAAAGUUUGUAGUUUAAUGAUUGAUUCUGGAAAAACUUAUGUCAGUCAACAAUCCUUAUUUGCUAAUAGUCUCUGGGAAAUGGGAUUAUGUUUUCGAGAUGAUACAUCAUCAACAAAAAAUCUUAAUAAAAUAAUACAUGCUCUCCAAGAAAUGAACAAAUUUUUGACUACAUUUUUAGAUCAGGCCUCUCGUACUGUUUUGAAUAAUUUGACAGUAUUUGUAAAGGAAGAUAUCAAAGCAAGUAAAGAAUCUAAACAUACUUUUGAAAAAGCAGCAUCUGAACUUGAUGGAGCUUUAUUAAGAAAUUCUCAGAUUUUAAAAUCAAGGCCUAAUGAAGCUGAUGAAUUGAUGAGUCAAGUUGCAUCAGCAAGAAUUGCUUUUCGUCAUGCAGCACUGGAUCAUGUUCAUUGUAUAACUAUGCUUUUAGCAAGAAAAAAACCUGAAAUAUUUUCAACGCUGUUGUCUUAUAUUCAAGCAUGGAGUACUUAUUUCCAUCAUGGAUAUACUUUGACCGAAGAUUUACAAGAUUUUAUUCAAAAUUUAAAUGAAGAAGUUGAGGUUAUGAUAAUAGAAGCAGGAAAAAUGGAAAAGCAACUUGGCGAGCACCAUAAAUUAGUUAAUAGCAAUGAUACUGUUAUGAUAAAUGGCGAUGAUAAUGAAAUCAAUGCUAAAGACAAAGAAGUAUCACGUAUUGAAGGUUAUUUGUACAAAAGAACUAGUAAUGCAUUUAAAACAUGGAAUCGCCGUUGGUUUUAUUUAAAAAAUAAUCAGCUGGCUUAUCGAAAAAGGAGUGGUGAAGAUUUAUUUACUGUAAUGGAAGAAGAUCUAAGACUCUGUUCAGUAAAACCUGCAUAUGAUGCUGAAAGAAGAUUUUGUUUUGAAGUUCUUUCUCCAACAAAGAGUCAUAUACUUCAAGCUGAUUCUGAACAUGCAUAUAAAUCAUGGAUAGAAGCUUUACAACAAGGUAUUGGUGCUGCCAUACAACAAAGUGGUCAACGAAAUACAAGUCCUUUAGGAGGAAAUAAUCAAUUUUUAAAUGAUUUUAAUAGUUUAAAUAAUCGACUGUCGAAUUCAAGUAAACUUAAAAAAUCAAAAACAUUAGAGGUAUUAAUUAAAAUUGCUGGAAAUGAGAAAUGUUGUGAUUGCAAAGCACCAAACCCAAGUUGGGCUAGUAUUAAUUUGGCAAUUACUUUGUGUAUUGAGUGUUCUGGUGUUCAUAGAAGUCUUGGUGUACAUUAUAGUAAAGUUCGUUCUUUGACACUUGAUGAUUGGGAACCAGAAAUAUUAAAAGUUUUAGCUGAAGUGGGGAAUGCUGUUGUUAAUGAUGUAUAUGAAUAUAAUGUUCCAUCAAAUGUGGUGCGUGCUUCAGCAAAGUGUCAAGAUUCUGUCAGAGAACAAUGGAUUAGAAAGAAGUAUGUCGAUCGCCUUUAUGUUAAACCCCUUCCUAAUAAUCAACUGAAAAUAGAUGAUCCAGACACAAAAAAGUGGAGUGUGCGUAAAGUUCGUAGACGAGGAAUCCAAUAUAAAUCUAUACGUAAAAGUAACUUAAAAAAGGAGGCUGAUGAUAAUGUAAUGAUUAUUGGGGGUAAUGCUGGUUCAAUAUCUCUUGAUGCAAUUAGUAGUGACGAUGACUCUACUAUUAGUGAUGAUGGAGUUGAUGUUGGAGAAGAAGAUAUAUCUACUCUAGAACCAGAUAUGCUACUAUAUAAAGCUGCAACAGCACAUAACCUCCCAGUAAUGUGUCAUGCAAUUGCAAUGGGUGCUAAUAAGAAUUGGAGGAACCCUAAUGACAAAGGGCGAACUUGUUUGUUCCAAGCUAUUUAUAGUGGAUCUGUUAUGGCGUGUGAAUAUUUAAUUUUAAAUGCUGCAGAUAUUAAUAUUCAAGAUGAUGAUGGAGAAACUCCCUUAUUUUAUGCUACCCAAUUAGGCCAUACUGCUCAAGUAUGUUUACUAUUAAAGCAUAAGGCUGAUCAAUAUCUAAAAAACCAAAAGGGUGUUGAACCAUUACAAGUUGCAAUACAUCAAGCUAAUGCUGAUAUUGUCACCUUAUUAAAAUUAGGUCGUUUAAAUGAAGAAAUAAAAAACUCUGAGCAUGGGAAUGCAGAAGAAUCAUUUAAUGACGUAGUACGUGAUUUUACACAACAACUCACUUUUAGUCCAUCACACAAAUGAAUUUCAUCAGCGAUGUGCCAAAUAUAAAUUUCUUUAACCAUUUAUGAUAUACAUCGAAAAAUUUCUUGCUGGUUUGAAUGUUCAAGAUGAAAAACACCUUCACCGCUGGCACACUUACGACCAGCUUCAAAUGUAAAUCGUCCUGCUCUAUAGCCAUAGCGUCGUAUGAAACGAUAAGGCCAUGUUAAAAGUAAAGUAUCAUUUUCAUCAGAUUCUCUUAAUUGAAGAGCAACAGGAGUUACUACUAAAGUAUAUGGUUGUUCUUUUAAACCACAACGUACACUAGCAUCGGAUGGCACUAAUUUAACACUAAAUACUCCAGCUAUAAAAUAUACACAAAAUUUAUUAUACAUCAUUUAAUGUUUCAAUUUAUUUUAAAAUAUAAUUAUAAAAAUUACCAUCGCCUGAUGAACAAUAUAAA
Messenger RNA from Daktulosphaira vitifoliae (grape phylloxera), 3015 nucleotides. RefSeq names its product arf-GAP with coiled-coil, ANK repeat and PH domain-containing protein 2 (gene CenB1A). The record is from RefSeq and is a predicted model, not a curated record. NCBI's taxonomy places the organism in Eukaryota, Metazoa, Arthropoda, Insecta, Hemiptera, Phylloxeridae. Gene Ontology annotation, cellular component: cytoplasm. The transcript has 17 exons. Gene Ontology annotation, molecular function: protein binding; GTPase activator activity. Bases 309 to 2594 code for a protein of 761 amino acids.